Messenger RNA from Penicillium expansum, 2502 nucleotides. RefSeq lists its product as uncharacterized. Lineage: Eukaryota; Fungi; Ascomycota; Eurotiomycetes; Eurotiales; Aspergillaceae. The record is from RefSeq and is a predicted model, not a curated record. The transcript has a single exon. The coding region runs from base 1 to 2502 and encodes 833 amino acids.
AUGGCUCAUUAUUUUCCUUUCAGGCGCAAGAAGCCAACCGAUAAGGAGAAAGCAGAGGAGAAUCUCAUAAAGCGAUAUGACGGCGAACACCAUCGAUCAUCUGGAAUGCGGUUCCAGCGACCUUCUGCCAACCCGGAAACAAUUCACGAUCGCCUGCUAGAGCUAGAGGAUACUAGCUAUGGGUACGACAAGAAAAAGUAUCUGAAUCCUAAUGGAGACAACGAUCACGAAAAGUACACCGACAUGGACACAUAUUACAGCACAAACAAAGAGUAUCCACGUCGACUGGUCGUGCAGGCAGCUCCAGAACUCGAUGAAGGGACCGAGUAUCUCCCUCGUCAAUGGGGGCGGCGCCCCAUUCGUGGGAGAGUCCCAUUCAUCAUCACCCUGGCCGAACUUUGCUUGAACCCGUUUGGUUUUCACCGCUUCGACGGUGUUCGAGUCAAGAAAUACGAAGAUGAAAGGAAAGAUAUGUCUCAAAAGCAGAACAAUUUGAUAUUGAAAAUAUUAAGAGCCAGCAUACAAAUCCUGUCCUGGAUUCGGUCGAUACUGAUCGCCUUGAUCUCAUCAGCCCUACAUUGGAUCACAUCAAUUCUGCUCACCUUGAUACUAUCUUGGAUUAUUCCAGUUGUGAUCUUUUUCGAUAUUUGUACCCCACCAUGGAGUGAGAACGGCCCAUCUGAGCCCUACAAAAAGUAUCAGAAUGUUUACUGGCACUGGCCCAAACAUGCAAUGAAUCCACUAGACCAGUCCCCCGACAAUUAUCGACCGCAGUCAAAUGUUGCGAGUCUUACGAUUCCUUCCCGCUUGGUGGUGAAAGACCAAACUACCAAUCAGUGGACUCCCAAGAAGACCAAGGACAUUCGUGAUAAAAAGACGGGCAUGCUGCAACCUUACAUCUUCCUGAGCUUCUCGCGGGCCAAUUAUCCUGGCAUUGAAAAAGAGGAAUUACGCAAGAUGUUGUAUCAAGUGGCUGAGCGCAUGCUCCAGCACGAAAACCUUCAUAAGGACCCGCAUGACCCUCCACUAGAAGCAUUCUGGAUGGACAUCGAUUGCGUUUCGGACGAUAAGAGUAUACCAGCCCGUCGUUUCGAAUCUGAAUACACCCGAGAUGUCAACUCGAUUUGCGAUGCGGUCCGCUGUGCGAAGCGAGUAUAUGUAGUCCUGCCGACUGAAAGUGGGGAGGACAAAAAGAUAUGGGGACAACGGAUAUGGACAUUUCCGGAAGUCCUCCUCGCUGCCAACAGAAUCCGAUACUGUUUCACCCAUUCUAAAUAUAUGUCUUUGCUCACACCCCAUGAUGUCACAUUGAGUGACAUGAAACAAAGCUUCUGGGAGCGCACUAAGUCAAAUUCGGAUGAACAUGAAGAUGAAGACGCCGUAGGCUGCCUCAUCAAUCAUCAUACCAACAGUCUUCAGCUUAGUGAGCUACAAUUGUUCACUUUUGCGGUCCAAGCUAUGGCAAUGCAGACAACUAGCGUCGACACCCAGGGGUAUGAGACCAAGCAUAUGGCCUACGCUGCGAUGGGACUUUUGUCCUAUCGACUUACCCCCAAUGAUUCCGAUAACGUCUUCCAGGCCAUUGCACGACUAUCCAUCGUGAACGAUAGCAAUCAACUACUUGAGCGUCUCCUCUGUCUGUCGCCGGACCCGAAACAUUCCACAAAGGAUAGGCUACCUAUAUUGGCCCCAGCUGGCAGUCAAGCGAUUCUUCGCAAUAUCGCAGAUAAAGAUCAAUACGGUACUCAUCUUUGGGACAUUAAACCAAUUUGUGAUGUGGUUGGUGUUGGCAACGAUUCAGAAGAGCCCACGGUCAUCAUAAAUCGCUGCCGAGGCAUCCCCAUCCGAUGGAAGAAUUUCCCAAAAUUGAAGUAUACCAAAGGCCUCGAUGGGGGGAUUAGUACUGCCAUCUCAAAGGUAAUCAUCUAUCUUGGUAUCGGGCUUGUAGGGAAUGGUUUUGCUCUCUUCCCACCGGCUAUUGCGCUUGCGGUUUCAGUCAUUCCAUGGGGAGAGCAACCUCCGGUGAUAGCGCAGAUGAUGGAAUUUAUCCUGCACACAAUUGUGCCUCGCUACCUAUUGGCUGUUCCUAUGUACCUCGGAAUCGUCUGGAUCAUCUCCUGGUUCUGUCCUUGGGCGGUACGAAAGCUCUGCAGCGAUGUCCAGGGAAGCUCCAACCAUCUUGUCGGAUUUGAAGGCACGAUGUCAUUGCAUGACCUUGAGAAAACUAUCUACGGUAAUUUCAAUGAUCGCCUGUCGUAUACGGCCUCGUCGACUGUCUUCUCUGGGAAACUCCGACAUAAAGAGCUCCGAAUGAGCAAAGAACCUAUUCAGAAAUAUUGGAGGCAAAAGUUUGAAGAACUGAAGCUCCCUAAAACGCACCGUAUCUUCACCCUCGUGGACACGGGCAAUAUUACUGUGUCGGUGAUUUCUGCUGAGCGACCACCUGUCGUGGCUUUGAUAUGUGGGCGGGAAGGUGGCAUUGCUGUGCAGCUGGCGCUUUGA